This is a messenger RNA of Clonostachys rhizophaga, 417 nucleotides long. NCBI's taxonomy places the organism in Eukaryota, Fungi, Ascomycota, Sordariomycetes, Hypocreales, Bionectriaceae. The record is from the annotation of a GenBank genome assembly.
AUGCAGUUCUCUACCAUUGCUACCUUCUUCGGCCUUGCUGCCGCCGCUUCUGCCGUCACAGUCUCCUACGACACCGGCUAUGAUGAUGGCAACCGCCUCAUGACCGCCGUCACUUGCUCCGACGGCCCCAACGGUCUGAUCACCCGCUACGGCUGGACCACCCAGGGCCAGAUCCCCACCUUCUCCAACAUCGGUGGCAUGCAGGGUGUUGGCUGGAACUCUGCCCAGUGCGGCACCUGCUGGAAGCUCGAGUACAACGGCAACAGCAUCAACGUCCUCGCCAUUGACUCCGCCAGCGCCGGCUACAACAUCGCCAAGGCUGCUCUCGACCGCCUCACCAACAACCAGGCUGAGCAGCUCGGCCGCAUCGAGGCCACCGCCUCCCAGGUUGGCCUCAGCGACUGUGGCAUCAACUAG